Messenger RNA from Camelina sativa (false flax), 436 nucleotides. RefSeq lists its product as uncharacterized. The record is from RefSeq and is a predicted model, not a curated record. NCBI's taxonomy places the organism in Eukaryota, Viridiplantae, Streptophyta, Magnoliopsida, Brassicales, Brassicaceae.
GAGACGAUAUCUCGUUAUCGAGAAUGGUGCAUGCACAGCCGCAUUAUUCAUUUGAAAUCCGACAAGUCCGUUCACGUUUAUUCUUAAUUCGUCAUCCUCGUCCAAGACAUUUGAAGAAGAUGAGGAAGGAUCUUGAUGAGUUCCUGGAAGAAAUCUCAAAACUCAAAUCAGUUCCGGAAAUAAUAUCCAGAAUUGACGACUAUCUUAAACAAAUCAAAGAGGAGAUCAGCGAUCUAGAUUUAGCCAAGGCUAUUAUCGUCGAGAGGAUGAGGAUUCGCUCCAUAGAAAUCGCCGAGUUACGUACCUUAAAGCAAACUCUACUCCGGAAGAACUGAGGAUCAAAAGAUUCAAAUUAAUAAAUUUCAUUCUAUAAUAAACGCGGUUAAGGGGUUUUUUGUUUGUGUUUUUUUCUUUAACAUCUAUCUUAUCAUAUGCA